AUGCCGGUGCUGGAGGUGACCUGCAGCCUGAUUGGCUGGUUCUGUCUCUACCUGUUGUUCUGCCGUUCCUUCGCUCAGCGAGGAGCCGAGUGGAGCUGCAGACUCGUCACUUUGUCCCACGGCGUCGUCAUCGUGCUGCUGACGGCCUACGUGCUCUUCAUCGACGGACCCUGGCUCUUCACACACGCAGGAACAGAAAACACGGAGCUCCAGACCUUCUCCCUGGCCGUCUGCCUCGGAUACUUCUUCUUCGACCUUUGCUGGUGCGUGCGUCACCACACCGAGGGCCCCGUCAUGCUGGCCCACCACGCCGCCAGCAUCACGGGCAUCCUGCUGGCGUUGCUCAUGGGCGUGUCGGGCUGCGAGACCUGCGGCGUCAUCUUCGGCAGCGAGAUCACCAACCCUCUGCUGCAGACGCGCUGGUUCCUGCGGCGGCUGGGCCUCUACGACGGGCUGCUGGGCGACAUCGUGGACCUGCUCUUCAUCUCGCUGUUCGCCACCGUGCGCGUGGGGGUCGGCGGGGUCAUGUUCUACUGCGAGCUCACGUCUCCCAGGACAACGCUGGUGAUGAAGCUGGGCGGCGUGGCCAUGUACGGACUGGCCUGGGUGUUCAUGGUGGACAUAGCCAGGUUCGGCUUCAAGAAGAGUAGAGCGAAGUACAAAAGGUGGAGAGAAAACCACCAGCUGAAAGAAAGCAACAAGCAAAAACUGGAAAAGAGUGACUGA
Molecule: messenger RNA, 726 nt
Organism: Anoplopoma fimbria (sablefish)
Lineage: Eukaryota; Metazoa; Chordata; Actinopteri; Perciformes; Anoplopomatidae
Product: TLC domain-containing protein 5-like
Exons: 2
Coding region: 1-726 (241 amino acids)
Cellular component (GO): membrane
Source: RefSeq, a predicted model, not a curated record